AACACUGUGCAAAGCCUAUUUUGAAACGAUUUCAGCCGUUUGCAGCAGUUUGCAGGGUCGAUCGUAGAGGCGGUAGAGGUGUGCUUUCUACGGAUAAAAUGAGACCCUGUACCGAUGGCCAGAAACGAAGAAAAACAAUGGGCAAGGCUGAAUAGGCUCCACCUCGAGAAAGAAAAGCAAGAGUACGCGAAUGCUCAUCCGAAGAGACCCAGACUUGAAUCGCUGAAUACCGUAGCCGAGAUCAGGACCUGGCUGCCGGAUGUUAAGAGGGAGAUUGACUUUUGUCUCAAGCAAGCUCAGGUUACUUGCUACUCGGAGCAAAAGGUUGCCGAGUACCUCGACCGGGUGGAAAAGCUAAAAGGCUGUUACAAGGCUUUCUGCGGGAAGCUACGUCGCUUGGACCCGAGUUUUGCAGACGUGCCUUGGACGGAGGCGGGCUACAAGAGAACCUCAUCGGACUCUGGCCAAGUCCCCGACGCCGAAAUCUCGGCAGGAACCAGCCAAAAAGGGGAGGUCCCAUUUCGUCGCAUUCCGACACCUCUCUUGGACUCGGAGCCCAAACCCAAUUCACCACUCAAAGGCGACAGUCCAACAUUCCCGGAGCUGCCCUUGCAAGAUCAGCCGCUGCAAUUCGUCGAGAAAGAAAAGAAUGUCGCGCCAUCCGAGCUGGACAGAGAAUCUAAGCCAAGGUUGGGAUCGAAACGUCGCCACCCUCUAGGCCUCGAGUACAGCUCCUCGUCCAGCAACGAAGAUGACUAGCGAAAUCGACGAGUCCGAGCGUCCUCAAACGCUCAGGGUUGGCCUCAAGACGUCGGCGUUCUACGGCGCAAGCCCGAAAGGCAGCCCCAUCGUCGAAAAGGUCAAGCGGAGGGUGUCUAAACUCCAGAAACCGCCCUGCCUCGUCCAGUUCAGGGGGGGCCUCUUGGGGCCGACGGUCGUCUGGAAGGUCUUUCCAGUCCAGUCGCAAGCUCUGUCCUUUGUACGCAAGAUGCCCGAAGACGUACGCGUCUUCUCGUUCGAGCUCAGGGACCGAGACGCGAGCGGCAAGCGCGGUUUUCUCGUCACCCACCCGCUCCACCUCUGGAAGGUGCUCCAGAUGCGAAGGCCCUCCGACCGCUGCAUGUACGAGGUCAUCGCUGAGGACGCUCCCUGCAAGCUCUACUUCGACCUCGAGUUUGAGACAGAACCGAACCCAAGCAGAGACGGCGCCGCAAUGGUGAGGGAACUAAUCCGUGUCGUCUGCCGCGAGUGGAAGGUGGUCUUCGGCAGCGACUGCCGACCCAAGGACGUGCUCUGGCUGGACUCGAGCACAGAAAAGAAGUUCAGCAGCCACCUCAUCUUCCAACGAACACGGCUCUUCUGCAAUAAUCGAGAGGCAGGGGCCUUCGUUCGGCUCGUUUGCGGAAAGAUGAGAAGCGGCGCUUGUCUCAAAGCGCCACAGUCCCACGAAAGUCCGUUUGUGACAAGCCGGCACGGAGGGGCGGCGCUUUUCGUCGACGAAGGGGUGUACACAAGGAACCGCAACUUCAGGCUGUUCCAGUGCACCAAGCUGAGGAAGAACACACCGUUGGUCGUCUCCGAGAACGACGAGUAUGUCCGGUCGUUGGGCGCCGACUGCGAAGAACAGGAUGUCUUCUUGGACAGCCUCGUGACGUGGUGUGUUGGAACGGACGAACCGGAUCAGCUGCUUCAGUUCACGAGACCGCAGGACGACACUCGUUGGGAUUCAGGCACAAAGGCUCAAGAGAUACCGCUCAGAAGCAUGAGCUCGCCGUAUCCGGAGCUGGAUGACUUUGUGAAAGGUCUGGUGGUGCCCCGCGGAUCGAUUCGCCACGUCACCUUCUUUCCCGACACAGACACCUUGGUCUACGACUUGGCGGGGUACCGUUUCUGCGAGAACAUUGGUAGGGAGCAUCGCAGCAACGGCGUCAUGUUUGUGGCAGACGUCCAGGCGGGAACAUACUAUCAAAAGUGUUACGAUCCGGACUGUCGCGCCAUUUCGUUCCGUUCGACGCCGCGCCCGAUUCCGGAACGUUGCCUACCGUCGUACUGGCUCAACAUGGUACCCGAUGAACUGCUCCGUGGCGACGCAGCAUCAUAACUUUCAUCUCAAUUGUUCUAUACUUCAUUUCGCCUUCAGUCCGGAUGACACCGACACUACAAGCUGGUGGGACCUAUCAUACAACGUCAUAACUGCACCAACGUGGUGUUCACUAUGUUUCUAUGUGUGCUAUCAUCGCUGAACCAUUCUUAUACAGGGAAGGCCCAAUUACUUAUGCCUUUGACACUGUUUGAUUGGUCCCACUAGCUGGUAGCGUCGGCUACGUCCGGAUUCAAGCUGAAAGGAAGUAUACUUGGUGGAAACAUUCAUACCAGUGUUUGAGAUUGGACUGUCUUUGAAUGUUGGACUUACCUGGGGUGUUUGAAGGCGCGCUGCAGUUGUAACGUCAUGAGGUUGGCUGUGCAAAUCGACGGUGUCUGUGUUGUAAGAUUUAUUCCAUUUAACAGCCGACACGUUAUAAUUCGUACAGUAAAAUACCAUCAAACUACGUUUGCCAACAUCAAAA
Ixodes scapularis (black-legged tick) is the source of this 2567-nucleotide messenger RNA. RefSeq lists its product as uncharacterized. NCBI's taxonomy places the organism in Eukaryota, Metazoa, Arthropoda, Arachnida, Ixodida, Ixodidae. The record is from RefSeq and is a predicted model, not a curated record. The coding region runs from base 115 to 759 and encodes 214 amino acids. Gene Ontology annotation, biological process: generation of catalytic spliceosome for second transesterification step. The transcript has 5 exons.